This is a messenger RNA of Diceros bicornis minor, 6860 nucleotides long. RefSeq names its product UL16-binding protein 3-like. The transcript has 5 exons. Gene Ontology annotation, biological process: immune response; positive regulation of T cell mediated cytotoxicity; antigen processing and presentation of endogenous peptide antigen via MHC class I via ER pathway, TAP-independent. NCBI's taxonomy places the organism in Eukaryota, Metazoa, Chordata, Mammalia, Perissodactyla, Rhinocerotidae. The record is from RefSeq and is a predicted model, not a curated record. The coding region runs from base 45 to 1046 and encodes 333 amino acids. Gene Ontology annotation, cellular component: external side of plasma membrane.
UUUCCCAUGGGUGGGUGGCAGAUGCUCUCCCCAUGUAGGGCAGGAUGAUGUGUCAGUGUAAAGCCCAUGGACGCACGAGCGCAUCCUGGCAGUUCGGCUUCCAUGGACAGAUGUUCCUCCUCUUUGGCUCGGAGAAUGGAACCUGGACAGUGCUUCAACCUGGAGGCAGACGGAUGAGAGACAUGUGGGAGAGUGACAGGGACAUGACUGAGUUCUUCAGAAAGAUCUCGACGGGAGACUGCAGGAGAUGGCUUGAAAAUUUCUUGGUCCACUGGUUGAAAACGCAGGAGACAACAGAUGCUUGCUCGUUUUGCUAUGACUUAACCAUCAUUCCUGAGCCCAGACCUGGACAACCAUGGUGUGAGGUUCAAGGCCAGGUAGAUAGAAAGACUUUUCUUUCCUAUGACUGUGGCAGCGAUGAGGUCAAAUCCUUGAGUCUCCUGGGAGAGGAGGUGAAUGACACGAGGGUCUGGCAAGAACAGAUGGAAACGCUGAGAGACGUGGGGGACUUGCUCAGACAGCAGCUCCCUGACAUUGAACUGGAGAAAUACAUGGACAGGGAUCCUCUCCCCCUGCAGGGCAGGAUGAUGUGUCAGUGUAAAGCCCAUGGACACACGAGUGCAUCCUGGCAGUUCGGCUUCCAUGGACAGAUGUUCCUCCUCUUUGGCUCGGAGAAUGGAACCUGGACGGUGCUUCAACCUGGAGGCAGACGGAUGAGAGACAUGUGGGAGAGUGACAGGGACGUGACUGAGUUCUUCAGAAAGAUCUCGAUGGGAGACUGCAGGAGAUGGCUUGAAAAUUUCUCCGUCCCCCAGUUGAAAACGCAGGAGACAACAGCAUCACCAACCUCAGCCCCAGCUACAGCCCAAUCCAGGCCCCCAGCCAUCAUGCCCAUCGCCUGGAUCCUCCUGGUGACACUCACCUGCUUUACUAUCCUUGACAUCCUAGGCUCAGUCCAUUAUAUUACUAGUGAACUGGACAGUGCCCAGGUAAAUGACCUGGACUUCAUCUUUUCACAUCCAGCUGGAGAGUGCCCAGGUAAAUGAACCAGACACCACUGCUUCUCACUGCCAUGAACGGUGCCCAGCUAAAUGACCUGGAUGUCACUUUUCACACCACACUGGAGAGUGCCCAGCUAUAUGACCCAGAUGUCACCUUUUCACACUGCACUGGAAAAUACCCAGCUAAGUGACCCGAUGUCACCUAUUCACACCACAUUGGACAGUGCCAGGCUAAAUGACCCAGAUGUCACCUUUUCACACUGUACUAGACAGUGCUCAGCUAGGUGACCCAAGGUCACCUUUUUACACCACACUGGAAAGCGCCCAGGUAAAUGACCUGGACAUCACCCUCUCACACUGCACUCGAUAGUGCCCAGCUAAAUGACCCAAAGGUCACAUUUUCACACCGCAUGGGACUGUGCCCAGCUUAAUGACCCUGACGUCACCUUUUGACACUGCACUGGACAGUGCCAAGAAAAAUGACCUGGAUAUAACCUUUUCACUCUGAACUGGCGAGUGCCAGGUUAAAUGACCUAGAUAUCUCCUUUGCACACUGCACUGGAGAGUGUCGAGCUAAGUGACCUGGAUGUCAUUUUUGAACAUCACACUGGACAGUGCACAGCCAAAUGAUCCAAUAUCACCUUUCCACACUACACAGUAGAGUGCUCAGGUAAAUGACCUGGACAUCACCCUUUCUCACUGCCAUGAACAGUGCCCAGCUAAAUGACCCAGAUGUCACUUUUCACACCAAACUGGACUGUGCCCAGCUCAAUGACCUGAGGUCACCUUUUCACACUGCACUGAAUAGUGCACAGCUAAAUGACACGACAUCACCUUUUCUCACUGCCCUGAAGAGUGCCAAGCAAUAUGACCCAAACGUCACCUUUUCACACCACAUUGUAGAGUGCCCAGAUACAUGACCCAGUGUCCCCUUUUCACAAGGCACUGGACAGUGCCCAUAUAAAUGACCAGGACAUCAUCUUUACCCACUGCACCUUACAGUGCCCAGCUAAAUGACUCAGACUUUACAUUUUCAAACUGCACUGGACAGUGCCAAGAUAAAUGACCUGGCAAUUACCUUUUCACACCGCACUAGACAGUGCCCAAGUGAUGCAGAUGUCACCUUUUUACACUGCACUGGACAGUGCCCAGCAAAAGACCCGAAGUCACUUUUUCACACUGAACUGGACAGUGCCCAUCUAAAGGACCUGGACGUAAAGUUUUCUCACUUCACUAGACAGUACCCAGGUAAAUGACAAGGAUGUCACCUUUUAACAAUGCACUAGAGAGUGCCCAGAUAAAGGACCAGAUGUCACCUAUCACACUACAUUGGACAGUGCCCUGCUAAAUGAUCCGGAUGUCACCUUUUCAGAUGGUACCAGACAGUGCCAAGCUAAAUGACCAUGAUGUCAUCUUCCCACACCACACUGUACAGUGCCCAGAUAUAUGACCAAUGUCACCUUUGAACACCACACUAGACAGUGCCUAGAUUUAAUGACCCAGACAUCAUCUUUUCACACUGCAAUGGACAGUGCCCCGAUAAAUGACCCAGUCGUCACCCUUUCACACCGCACUGGAAGUGCUCAGGUAAAUGACCCAGAUGUCACCCUUUCUCACUGCCCAAAAAGUAACCAGCUUAAUGACCCAGAUGUCACUUUUCACAUCACACUGGACUAUGCCCAGCUGUUUGACCCGGACGUCACCUUUUCACACUGCACUGGACAGUACUCAGCUAAGUGACCCGAUGUCACCUAUUCACAACACACUGGACAGUGUCCAGCUAAAUGACUCAGAUAUCACCUUUUGAAACCACACUGGACAGUGCCUGACUAAACAACCCAGACUUCAACUUUUACAUUGCACUGGACAGUGCCAAGGUAAAUAACCCAAGUCACCUUUCCACAGUGCACUGGACACUGCCAGACUAAAAGUGCUGGACGUCACCUUUUCACACUACACUAGUGAGUGCCCAGCUAAGUGACCCAAAUUUCACCUUUUCACACCAUACUUGACAGUGCCAAAUUUAAUGACCCUGAUGUCACCUUUUUAAACCACACAGUAUAGUGCAGCUAAAUGAAUGGAGGUUAUUUUUUCACACCAUAGAAGACAAUAACCAGGAUGUCACCUUUCACACUGCACUGGACAGAGCCCAGCUAAAUUACCUGGAUGUCAACCUUUAACACUGCACUGGACUGCAUCUAGCAAAAUGACCUGGAUGUCACUUUUUCACACCACACUGGACGGCGCCCAGAUAAAUGACCCUAUGUCACGUUUUCACACCACACUGGACAGUGCCCCAUCAAAUGACCUGGACAUCACCAUUUCACACCACAUUGGACGUUACCCAAAUAAAUGACCCAGACAUCACAAUUUCACACCCCACUGGACAGUGCCGGCUAAAUGACGUGGACAUCACCUAUCACACCACACUGGAUGGUGCCCUGCUAAGUGACCCAGACAUCACCAUUUCACACUGCACUGUGCAGUCACCAACUACAUAACCCAGACAUCACCGUUUAAGACUGCAAGGGACAGUGCCCAGCUAAAUGACCCGAUGUCACCUUUUCACACUGCACUGGACAGUGCCCAGUUAAAUGACCCAGAUGUAACCUUUUCUCACUGUACUGAACACUGCCAACUAAAUGACCUGGACAUGACCUUUUCACACCACACUGGACAUUGCCCAGAAAAUUGACCUGGAUGCCACCUUUUUACAUCACGCUGGACAGUGCCAAGCUAAAUGACCCUGAUGUCACCUUUUCACACUGCACUGGACAAUACCCAGCUAAAAGAAUCGAUGUCACCUUUUCACACUGCACUGACAGUGCCCCAUCAAAUGACCCGGAUGUAACCUUUUCUCACUGAACUGCACAGUGCAAAGCUAAAUCACAUGGAUGUCACCUUUUUGCAGAGCACUGGAUAGUGCCCAGCUAAAUGACCCAGACGUCACCAGUUCUCAGUACCCUAAACAGAACCCAGCUAAAUGAUCCAGAUGUCACAUUUUCACACCACACUAAACAGUGCCAAGGUAUACGACCGAAACUUCACCUUUUCACACCGCUCUGGAGAGUUCCUAGCUAAAUGAUCCAGAUGUUACCUUUUCACACUGCACUAAACAGUGCCAGCUAAAGGACCCGAUGUCACCUAUUCACACCACACUGGACAGUGCCCCGCUAAAUAACCUGGAUGUUACCUUUUCACACCACACUGAGUAGUGCCCCGUUAAAUGACCCAGACAUCACCCUAUAUCACUGCGAGGGACAGGGCCCAGCUAAAUGACCCAGAUGUCACCUUUUAACACUGCACUGGACAGUGCCCCACUAAAUGACCUGAACAUCACUUUUUCACACUGCACAGGAUAGUGUCAAGAUAAAUUACCUGGAUGUUACCUUUUCACACAGCACUGGACAGUACCCAGCUAAGUGGCCCAGAUGUCACCUUUUCACACUGCCCUGGACAUUGUCUAGCUAAAUGAAUCAGAUGUCACAUUUUCACUCCACACUAGACAGUGCCCAGCCAAAUGACCUGGAUGUAACCCUUUCACCUUGCACUGGAGAAUGCCCUGCUAAAUGACCCAAACAUCACUUUUUCACACUGCACUGGACAGUGCCAAGUUAAAUGACGUGGAUGUUACCUUUUCCCAUCGCACUGGUCAGUGCCUGGCUAUGUAACCCAGGUGUCACCUUUUCACAGAUCACUUGAUACUCUAAGUGACCCAGAUGUCACCUUUUCACACUGCAGUGAACAGUUCCCAACUUAAUGACCUUGAUAUCACCUAUUCUCACCACACUGUAUAGAUCCCAACUAAAUGACCCGAGGUCACCUUUUCACAAGGCACAGGACAGUGCCCAACUAAAAGACCUGGACAUCACCACUUCACAACGCACUGGACACUGCCCCGCUACAUGACUCAGACUUUACCUCUUCAUUCCACACUGAUCAGUGCCCAGCUAAAUGAUUUGGACGUCACCUUUUCACACCACACCGGAAAGUGCCCAGCUAAAUGACCCAGACAUCGCCUUUUCACACUGUACUGGACAGUUCCCAACUUAAUGACCCUGACGUCAUCUUUGAACACCACGUUGUACAGUCCCCAGCUAAAUGACCCAAGAUCAUCUUUUCACACCAUAGUGGACAGUGAACACAUAAAUGACUCGGAUGUCUCCUUUUCACACUGCACUCUACAGUGCGCAUCUAAGUGCCCCAAGCUCACCUUUUCACACUACACUGGACGGUGCCCAGCAAAAUGACCCAAGGUCACUUUUUCACAGAACACUGGACAGUGCCCAACUUAAUGAUGUCCCCAUUUCCCAUGACACUGUAUAGUGCCCAGGUAAAUGACCUGAGGGUACAUUUUUACACUGUACUAGCCAGUGGACAUCUACGGACCAUGACAUAACUGUUUCAUACUACACUGGAAAGUUUUAAUCUAAAUCACCUGAGAUAACCUAUUCACACCACACUGGACAGUGCCCAGCUAAAGGACCUGUAUAUCACCUUUUCACACUGCACUGUACAGUGCCCAGCAAAUUUACCUGAUGUCACCGUUUCACAUCACAGUGGACAGUGCCUUGCUAAAUGACGCAAAUGUCACCUUUUCACACAGCACUGGAAAAUGUCCAAUUAAAUGAGCUUGACGUCAUCUUUUCACACUGCACUGGAGAAAGUCAGGCGAAAUGACCCAGAUGUCACCAUUUCACACCACACUGGACAGUGCCCAGCUACGUGACCCGCUGUCACCUUUUCACUGCGUAAUGGACAGUGCCUGGAUAAAUGACCUGGAUGUCACAUUUUCACACUGCAUUUCAUCGUGCCAAGAAAAUGACCAUGAUGUUAUCUUUUCAUACCACCCUGGACAGUGCCCAGGUGAAUAACCAAGAUGUCACCUUAACAUGCUGCACUAAACAGUGCCAGGCUUAAUGACACAGAUGUCACCUUUUCACACCACACUGGACACUACCCAGAAAAAUGACCAAGGUCCCCUUUUCACACUGCAAUGAAUAGUGGCCAGUUAAAUGACCAAGACAUCACUCUUUAUCACUGCCUGGGAUGGGGCUCAGCUAAAUGACCUGGGCGUGACCUUUUCACAUUGCACUUGACAGUCCCCACUAAAUGACCCGGACAUUAUCUUUUCACACUUUCUGGACAGUGCCCAGCUAAUUAACCAGAUGCCACCUUUUCACACCACACUGGACAGUGCCUGGCCAAAUGACUUGGACGUCAUCUUUUCAUACUGCACAGGACAGUUCCAAGGACUGUUUGAAAAGGACAUCACCUUUUCAAACUGCACUGGACAGUGCCUGGCUAAAUGAUCCAGAUGUCUCCUUAUCACACCAAACUGGACAGUUCCCAGCUAAAGGACCCAGAUGUCAUCUUGUAAAACUGCACUGGACUGUUCCCAGCUAAAUGACCUGGAUGUAACAUUUUCACUCCACAAUGGACCGUGCCCAGCUAAAUGACUUGGAUGUCACCUUUUCACACCGCAGUGGACAAUGCCCCCCCUAAAUGACCUGAACAUCACUUUUUCACACUGCACUGGACGGCGCCAAGAUAAAUGAUCUGGAUGUUACCUUUUCACACUGCACUGGAAAACUCCCAACUUCUUCACUCUAAUGUCACCUUUUCACACCACACUAUACAGAGCACAGCUAAAUGACCCAAAAAUCACCUUUUCACACCACACUGGACAGUGCCCAGUGAAAUGACCUGGAAGUCAUCCUUCUCCACUGCAUUCCACAGUGCCAAGGUCAAUGACCCGGACAUCACCAUUUCACACCACACUGUACAGGGCCCAGCUUAAUGACCCAGAUAUCACCUUUUCACACUGCACAGGACAGUGCCCAGUGAAAUGACCUGGAU